AUGAAGUCGUUAGUUAUGCUUUCCCUCCUCCUCACUCCACUCCUUUUCUCGUUUUCGAACGCCGCCUUGGAUCCCGACUCAGUUUACCAAUCGUUUCUCCAAUGCCUCCCUUUACAGACAACUGAAUCCGCCGAUGAUCUCUCAUCCAUCGUCUUCAGCUCCACCGCCAAUUCAUCCGCUUACACCGCCGUCCUCCAAGCUUACAUCAAAAACCAACGUCUAAACACAUCCUCAACGCCUAAACCCUCUGUUAUCAUAACUCCGACGACAGAAUCCGAAGUGCAAGCCGCAGUUCUUUGCUCUAAGAAAGUCGGUGUUCAGAUUAAGAUCCGAAGCGGCGGACAUGACUACGAAGGAAUCUCCUACAUCUCAUCCGACCCUGAUUUCAUCAUACUGGAUAUGUUCAAUUUCCGCGACAUCGACGUCAAUAUCGCCGAUGAAACUGCGGUUGUGGGAGCAGGGGCACAGUUGGGAGAGCUUUAUUACAGGAUUUACGAAAAGAGUAAAGUCCAUGGCUUUCCCGCCGGAGUAUGUCCGACGGUUGGUGUCGGUGGUCAUUUAAGCGGCGGUGGUUACGGCACCAUGCUUCGUAAAUUCGGUUUAUCCGUGGAUCACGUCAUAGAUGCCCGGAUUGUUGACGUAAACGGCCGCGUUUUGGAUCGGAAAUCCAUGGGUGAGGAUCUUUUCUGGGCAAUUCGCGGCGGCGGUGGCGCCAGUUUCGGUGUCAUUCUAUCUUAUACCGUGAAAAUUGUUCAGGUGGGGGAGGUUAAUACCAUCUUCCGGAUAAUGAAAACGGUGGCGGAAAAUGCGUCGGAACUCGUUUAUAAAUGGCAGUCGGUUAUGGCUGACAUCGACGAUGAUCUAUUCAUCAGAGUCUUGUUACAGCCGGUGACGGUGAAUCGGCAGAGAGUCGGCCGAGCUUCAUUCAUCGCACAUUACUUGGGCGAUGCCGACAGUUUGGUUGCUCUAAUGACCAAAAACUUCCCGGAAUUGGGAUUGAGAAAAGAAGAUUGUGUGGAAGGAAGUUGGAUUGACUCCGUACUUUACUGGGCUAACUUCGACAACACAACCGCGCCGGAGAUUCUCCUCAACCGCCACUCCGACGACAUCAACUUCGGAAAACGGAAGUCCGACUACGUCCAAACACCAAUCUCAGUAUCCGGGAUUACAUCAAUCUUCAACAAACUAGUGGAAUUGGGUAGACUUGGUUUCGUUUUCAACCCCUACGGCGGAAAAAUGAACGAUAUUGCACCGGACGCCACCCCAAUGCCUCACCGCGCCGGCAACAUUUUCAAAAUCCAAUAUUCAAUCGGGUGGAGCGACCCUGAUCCCGAACUUGAAAGAAACUACUUGAAUCAAACAAGGGUAAUGCAUGAUUUCAUGACACCAUUUGUAUCAAAGAAUCCUAGAGGUGCGUUCUUGAACUAUAGAGAUCUUGACAUCGGCGUGAUGACCGGUGACAACUACAAUGAAGGUAAAGUUUACGGGGAGAUGUAUUUCAUGGGGAAUUUUGAACGAUUAGUGAAGAUAAAGACAGCGGUUGAUCCUGAUAAUUUCUUCAGAAAUGAACAGAGUAUUCCUACUCUCCCCGGAAAAAGCUCAGGUAAAUGUGUGGGUUUAGAUUGUGUACAAGUCUCUUCAAGAGGUUAUUAUAGAGAAGCAAGAAAGAAGAUGUUGAUUCAAAUGUCGUUCCUGGUAUUGUGCAAGAUAUUUUUGGGUUGA
This is a messenger RNA of Lactuca virosa, 1722 nucleotides long. The record is from the annotation of a GenBank genome assembly. NCBI's taxonomy places the organism in Eukaryota, Viridiplantae, Streptophyta, Magnoliopsida, Asterales, Asteraceae.